AUGCCAAGCUCAUGUAAAGAAAUAAGAACCGCACUGGCGGAAUGCCUGCAAGAGUCGGAUUGCGUGAUGGUACAGCGGCAUACCGCAGCCGAAUGUCUACGCUCACCGCUGUCCGAGACCCUCCCGACGAAGUGCCAACAGCUGAAGAAGGGCUUUGGCGAGUGUAGGAGGGGAAUGAUCGAUAUGCGCAAGCGGUUCCGCGGGAAUCAACCCAUCACCUUCAAGAGCCUCGAAACGACCGAGCAGUCAGGAGAAGGAUACCAACUUUAUGCCGGAAGAUCCGCUUUCGCCGGCUCCGUCCGUAAAACCGAUGGGAACGAGCCCGAGCCCAAAGACUGGCGAGAAUUAGAGAACGAAAAGUAUCGAAAAGAACAGGAGUCGCAAAAGAAAUAA
Molecule: messenger RNA, 393 nt
Organism: Daldinia childiae
Lineage: Eukaryota; Fungi; Ascomycota; Sordariomycetes; Xylariales; Hypoxylaceae
Exons: 2
Coding region: 1-393 (130 amino acids)
Biological process (GO): mitochondrial respiratory chain complex IV assembly
Cellular component (GO): mitochondrion
Source: RefSeq, a predicted model, not a curated record